AUGGUUCAAUCUACAGAUGCCAAAGAUGAAAUUUGCGGAAAUUCUGAUACAUCAGAAUCGAGACUCUUGCCAUCACUGAGAAAACUCAAGAGACCAUUGGAUUGCGGAAUUCCUCACGAAAGUGGCUACCAGGAGAAAGCUAACGAUAUCAGGUCUUUCUCCAAGGGAUCCAACUUAGAAAAAGGUCUUUAUAGAGUCGAUGAAAGUGACAGCUACAGAGAAAAGCACACACAUUUCAGAAAACUAGCCAAGAACUGGCUUUUCAACUCUAAUGUUAGUGAAGUUGUAGGUAAUAGACAAACAGAGAGUAGAGGUCUAUUCGCUCAAAACGAGGCUUCUGAGGUUACCUCCGAAUCCAGCCGGUUUCGUUCCUCGAGAAAGACCAGUCGAAGAAGUGGUAGACAUUUUUUAAGCGAAUGGUUUUCGGAAGAAAGGAGGGUAUCAGGAACGGUUGUGAAAAAAGAGGACGAAUUUGCUUUAAAGGAACAACUUCUAUUAAGUAGAUUGAUAGAGGCAAAUUUGAGCAACACUGAAAGCGCCCAGUCGAAGAAUACUAAAACCCUAAAACAAUUGCUACCACCUACCAAGGCAUUAUAUUUUCAAGCUCUUCAGAAUAAUGAGGCUGUUCUCAAUCAAGUAUUACCAAUAGCAAAUAUAUUUGCUAAUAAUACGGAGUUGGCUACCUCUUGGACGCUUCUUCUUACGGAUAUUCCAAAAUGUACAAGUCUAGCAACGAUUCUUACCCAGAUUGGAGGAGGACCAUUACAAAGCGUGCAGUUACUAAGAAGAAUCGACUGGAAUCUAAUUACAGGGCUUCAUAAUUGGAAUGACUGCAUUGAUUGGGGAGAAACAAAUCUUAGGCUUCAAUUCGAUAACCAUGAGAAUGCGAUGAAGUUUUAUGAACAUUCCAGAACUGGAGCAUUUGUUGUUAAUGGGUUUCAUAUUGUUACACAAUGGGUUCCUAAUGAAUUCUCAAAAAGGAAAUUCAAUAAGGGAAUUGCCAACGAUAUUGAAAAAGAGGUUCUAGAAUACAUGGCUGAACCAGAAGGGGCACGAAGAGUUCUUGUUUUAAAACGACCUGUUCCUAACAAAAAGAAGACAGCAACAGGAGUUAAAAAACAAUUCUCAUACCCUAAUCCUUUAAAUAAUUACACAGAGAGCUUUGAUGUAGAAGCGGUAAUUAAGGAUUUCUCCCAUUUUGGAAAAAUAGUUGAAGUGACGCCAGUAAUUUCACGGAAACUAUCUUUUGGGAUCCAAUUCUUUGAUGUGAUAUCUGCAAUGGCCGCUAAACACAGUAUAGAAGGGAACUUUGAAAACGAGGACGAGCUCAAGGUUGAAAUUGCAAAGAAGUACAGUGAUUGGUACGUCUGGUAUGGUAAAGAUCCUACCGACAAGCCUAUUUUAGAGUAG
Brettanomyces nanus is the source of this 1410-nucleotide messenger RNA. RefSeq lists its product as uncharacterized. The transcript has a single exon. The coding region runs from base 1 to 1410 and encodes 469 amino acids. NCBI's taxonomy places the organism in Eukaryota, Fungi, Ascomycota, Pichiomycetes, Pichiales, Pichiaceae. Gene Ontology annotation, molecular function: nucleic acid binding. The record is from RefSeq and is a predicted model, not a curated record.